UGGACUAAAGUAGGCGUGGCUUGCGCCCCACGCGAGCGAACAGGUGCGCACCUAAAGUUUCACCUGUGUGGUAGAGCGCGAGCGUGUUGGAGGUUAUAUGUAGGUGUCGGUGUCGGUGUGUUCAUUGCGGCUUGUACUCCGUGAGGUGAUUAAAAAAACAACUGGAAAUGUUAGGUUAAUUUUGAAGAAUUUGUUUGUGUUGCGUUUGAGGACGUUUUAUUUUCUUCUUUGGAAACGUGUUCACUUUUCUAUGGCUAACAGAAGAACUGAGGUGUCCGACUACUGGAGAUACAGUGAGGUUUUAAUGAACACAAUGACCUAGGCUAAUUUAGGCUAAUUUUUAAAGUGCCAUAUAUUAUAAGAAACUAGACAGUGAAAUAAACAAAACAAAACAAAAAGUAGUUUAUGUAUCUACAAAUAUAUCGUAUUUAAAACUGGUUAUUUGGCAAGUAGCUUAUUUAAUUCUUAAAAAGUUGGACCAAAUGGAGGAAAUGAAGAAAACGUCAAACCCAGCCUGCUUUGCCUUGUUACUAACAGCAGUAAUUGCCUGUGUGUGUGGCGAGUUUGUUCAACCCCCUCCGUCCUUGGCCCUGCUCUCCUUUGCCGAGGAGGAGACUCGAUUGCCAUGCGAGUUUAAACCACAGGACGGUGUCAGGGUGGUACAGGUGACCUGGUCUACAGAAAAGAGCAAUGGUGUCAAGGAGCAGAUCAUCACCAGACACAUGACAGAGGGGCUUCAAGAGUUUCCUACCUUUGCAGGCCGUGUGCGCUUCACAAGUUCUGAUCCGAUUAAAGACUCAACGCUGUUGAUUCUGAGCACAAGGGAGUCGGAUCAAGCCACGUACACCUGCCACAUCUCCACUUUUCCUUCAGGGAACUUCGAGAGACAAAUCAGCCUUACUGUCUGGAGGAUUCCCAUCUCCACACUGGAAACGGUCAUCCUUGAGGAGGGUCAGUCAUUCCGAGUGGCUGCCACAUGCCGUGCGAUUGGCCUUCCUCCACCACGCCUCUCCUGGGACACUGAUGUCCCUGGCCAGUCACAGAACAGGAGCUCAGAGGAUGGGGUUGUCACCUCCCAGUACUCGCUGCACCCUCUGCGCAGCAUGAAUGGCCGCAAACUGGACUGCCUGGUGUGGCACCCUGCUCUAGAGCGCCCCCGCAGGCUGAGCAGCACACUGGUCGUGCACUUUCCUCCUGACGCUACGGUUUCUGGUUAUGAUCAGAGCUGGUCAGUUGAUCGGAAGGGAGCUGAACUCAAGUGCGAGGGUGUAGGAAAUCCUCAACCACACAACUUCACCUGGACCAGGAAGGGCGGGGUUUUGCCCAAGGAUGUAUCUGUGGAGGGGAACAGGCUCAUUUUCACUCGUCCCCUAAACAAAACGGAUGAAGGAGUGUACGAAUGUGAGGCCAUAAACUCAGUGGGAUCGGUGAAGACAGAGGUUAAUGUCAAGAUCCCAGAGGCCACCAAAUCUUCCCAGCUCGAGGCCUCUUUCAACAACCUCCUCCUUAUCAUAGUGGGUGGAGCUGCUGGGGCUUUAGUAGUUGUCAUGACAAUUAUCAUCCUUUUGGUUACCUGCCACCAUAGACGCAGGACCAGGAAACUUAAAAGGGAGCUCAGCGAGAAAAAGGAGGAGAUCAAUAAUCUUUCAAGACAGACCUCUAUGAGGAGACUUAACUCAGUCAGUACUGACCCCAGGAUACAGACUGAAGAAUCCACCCUCAUCAGGAUGGACUCUCCUGUAAAAAACAGUGUCUUUUCUCUAGAGGAGAAUUCCACCAUAUGUGAGCAGAGGGAUGGGUUUGGAGAAGACGACUACGACAGCCUCGGCCGUCCAGCCAUCUUCCGGUCUUACCACUCAGAGCGCGGGAGCGGGAGGAGGAAAGAGACAGAGGUGGAGAAACAAGACCGUGUUCAAAGAGUGGCAACCUUCAUAAAGAACAGUAAUAUGACUUUGGAUGCAGAUCUUCGCCUGGAACAGAGCCUGCCACCCUUGUCCAUUAGCUCAGGCGCAUCAAGAGAAGGAGGGACAGAAAAAGACGUAUGGGGCCAGAGAGAAGGCAUGCCAGAGGGAGAGGAGGGAGAAUGCACCUCAGACUCGUAUCAGAUCUCAGAGGCACUCUCGAACCACUUCCACUACAGCAAUGGCUUCCUCAGGCCAAAACCUCACCCAAACGCUAUAAUACUGCACCCACGUGGCCAGCUCAUAUAAUGAAGCAAAAGUAUUUCUACACGGCAUGUCAUUCCUGCGAUCUAUUCAGGUCACCAGUGAUGAGCUUUGUGGUCCAGUGAAGCUAAUCCUGCUUGCUGCUUCAUCUGACCAAUGAAUUCAUAUUAUACUCCUUGGAGCACAUGUGUUUAUACCAUAAGCAGGUUAGUACAUAUCGAGACUACUGGACACCUCAGCUUUCAGCUCUACCCACAGGCCUCUCAUGGGUCAUCUACCAGCAGGCUACAAGUCCAGAUGUGGAUACAUCAACAGAUUUAAGCAGACCAACAACCUGUUAAAAGCCUGAGCUGAUGAAUGCAUCUAAAUGCGAAUUAGCACCACUUAUGCAGCAGUUCCUCAGUUGUGCCUGAGUUUGGAAAAUUUCCUGACUGAGUGCAGAAGUAGCAUUAAGUUAAUAUUACCAUUUAAAAUUCAACAGUUGAUUCAUUCAGUUCAUUCAGAAAACAAAAUAAACCUUCAUCUAUACACCUUACUCAGAACAGCAUAAACUUUUGAAAUCUGUUCAGAAGAGGUAAAUAAUCAGCUUGUUAAUUAACCAGUUACUUUCACAAUAUAAUUCCUUGCAUAUAUUUUGCAUCACGCCACAUGCUGGCCAAAGUGGUCAAAAAUAUAAAAAGAUUUCUUCUUACAAAAAAAAAACAAACAAACAAAAAAAAAACAGAGCGAAUAGAUUAGAGGUGUGAUGGACAACCAACUAGUAUUCCAGGACACAAACUCCUCUUGCUUUCUUUUUUUUAUGUUUUGUUGAGACUGACAAUUUAGGAUAUUAAAUUUGCAUAAGUUUGCUUUGAAUUCCAUGUCCAUGGAAAAUUAAAUAGGUUACUGAGCUUGUGGCAUGUGAAUAAACAGCAUUUGGAAACUUGAGUGAUUAUAAGCACAAUGACAGAGAUCAAUAAUGAAGGCUGGACGUUAGACAGUUUAUCUAGACUUCAUGAACUUUAAUGUCUACAGGAAGCAGAUGUUGUUUUCUUUUGUACCUGUAUAAUCUCCAGCACAGGCUACAUCAUGCAGUGGAAAAGAGCUACUCAGACAGAUGGAGAGCUCACUGAAAGGACAGGAGACCCUGAAGGAAGCAGGUAUUUCAGUGAAGUUUGUUCACCCUCUAAACCACAGUGAGGAUUAGCAGCUUUUACUGCCAGAAGAAUAUCAACCUGUUACACAAGGGACUUUUUUUUUUUUUUUUUUUAAAUUUGGAGCUAACAUGGUUAGCUCUUGUGGCUUUAACAACUUGUGUUUUCAGAGGUAUAUUUCUCCGUAUUAAUUACCUCAGCGUAUUUUCAUUACCUUUCAACACUGUAUUACUACAUACUGUUGCUAAAUAGCUGAAGCUUUUUACCAUCAAAUGAUGACACAUUGAUAAUUUUACAAGUUACAACCUAGUUUAGCACCUGGCUGAUCUUUAUUAAUGCAUUAUAAAUACUUAGCUUCAAAGUUCACCAGUGCAGUGUGCUGUAUUUGUGAAAGAUGUUCAUGUAAAUAAGAGUAAAUAUGGUAAGACAAACCCAUUAAGCAAUUUAUAUUUUCAUGAAUUUUGUGUAUUUUUUUCUGUAUUCUACUGUGUAUUUUGUAAAGACAGUAACAGAGAAGUGUUACCAACUUUUUGUUUAUUGUAAAAAUAAAAUGAGCAAAACCAA
Messenger RNA from Pangasianodon hypophthalmus (striped catfish), 3862 nucleotides. RefSeq names its product nectin cell adhesion molecule 4b (gene nectin4b). Gene Ontology annotation, cellular component: adherens junction. Gene Ontology annotation, biological process: heterophilic cell-cell adhesion; homophilic cell-cell adhesion. The record is from RefSeq and is a predicted model, not a curated record. NCBI's taxonomy places the organism in Eukaryota, Metazoa, Chordata, Actinopteri, Siluriformes, Pangasiidae. The transcript has 11 exons. Bases 483 to 2210 code for a protein of 575 amino acids.